Molecule: messenger RNA, 2041 nt
Organism: Andrographis paniculata
Lineage: Eukaryota; Viridiplantae; Streptophyta; Magnoliopsida; Lamiales; Acanthaceae
Product: WEB family protein At2g38370-like
Exons: 2
Coding region: 187-1848 (553 amino acids)
Source: RefSeq, a predicted model, not a curated record
AUCGUCAAACCCCGACAUUUAACUCUUCGUCCUCCUCGACCUGGUCACUCCCACUCCCACUCCCACUCCCUGCCUGCUACUGGUGGGUUUCGUCGUGCUUUCCCUCCCUAUCGUUCCCAAAUUUCUUCGUGUUUCUGUUUUUUUACUCUCCUCCAUUAUCAAAUCUACCCAAUUACAAGCUCAGGAAUGGCUAUGGAAGCUUCUGAAAUCCAGGGGCCGUGCGCAGUCGAUUCGUCUCCCAAAAGUGAAAACACUUCGGGGAGAGCUGUAAUCGACACGUCGGCUCCGUUCGAGUCGGUUAAGGAAGCUGCGAAUCGGUUCGGUGGAAUGGCGUCCUGGAAACCCAUUUCGCAUCAGCGCAAUAAAGAGAUUGCCGGCAUUGUUGAUCUGGAGGAUGAGGCUGCACAAUUGGAAAGGGAUCUUAUGAAGAAGGAAAGGGAGACACUUGAUGUUUUGAAGGAGUUGGAAUUAACCAAGAAUGUUGUGGAAGAACUGAAAGUAAAGCUGCAGAACGAGGCGGUGAAAGUUGAUGUCACUCUCAAAGAAAACAGCAAUGUGAAUAUUGGUGCUCAACCACCCGAAGAGGAAAAAAAUCUCGAGGGUGAUAAGACUGUUUGUCGACCAAAUGGAAUCAAUGGUUUGGAUCUGUGUCCUUCAGAUGCACCUGGAUUCAUCCUCCUCGAGCUGAAGCAGGCUAAAUUGAACUUAAAAAGGACAACCGAUGAUCUUGCUGAUAUUCGGGCUACAGUUGAUCUGUACAAGAAGAAAAUUGAGAAAGAGAACGCGUCACUGGAGAAGACGCGGCAAAGGUUUUCUGCAAACACCUCGAAAAUUUCAAGUCUGGAGAAGGAGCUGAAAGAAACAAGAAAGAAGCAAGAGCUGAUGACAAGAGUUUCUGAAGGGAUAGGUGGUUUUGAUGAUGUUUCGAAGGAUCUGCAGAAAUUAAGUUCGGAAAUGGAACAAUUUAAGAAAGUCGGGGAAACUGCAAAGACGGAGGUUGUGACGGCAACGUCCAAGAUUGAAGAGACAAAGGCUAAGAUUAGGACUGCUGAGAUAAGACUUGUCGCCGCGAAAAAAAUGAAGGAAGCGGCCAGAGCUUCGGAAGCUUUGGUUCUAAUGGAGAUUAAAGCACUGUCGAAAAGUGAAAAGAAGAGUUCCGAAGAUGUGACCCUUACUUUUGAUGAGUAUUCGUCGUUGCUUUCGAAAGCUCGAGAAGGAGAGAAAUUAUGCAAGGAUCGAGUCGUGGAUGCAAUGGUUCGAGUGGAUGAGGCAAAUGUUUCGAAAACAGAAAUCUUGAAGAAGGUCGAAGAAGCUACGGAAGAAGUGAAAGUCAGCAAACGGGCGUUGGAGGAGGCGCUUAGUCGAGUAGAGGCAGCCAAUAAAGGUAAAUUAGCAGUCGAGGAAGCUCUGCGGAUAUGGAGAUCUGAGCAUGGCCACAAGCGGCGCAAUCUCCACAGCUCUACUAAAUUCAAGAAUCCUCAUCCAUCGGCACACAGGAGAGAUGCCCGUCUUCUAGAUGUAAAUGGGCUGAAUCUUGUCAAUGGUGAUGAGGUGAAACCAGUUCUGAAGCCAACACUGUCAAUCGGGCAGAUACUGAGCCAGAAACUGCUGCUGACGGAAGAUUAUGAGAAUGGGAUUCGAAACGAGAAGAUCGUGGGGAAGCGUAAGGUUUCGCUGGGACAAAUGCUUAGCAAGAUGAACACUGAUCAUCCACAUCCCGGUAAGAAAUCCGGGAAAGAAAACAAGGAUGCCCCUUGGAAGAGGAAGAAGUUUAGUUUUGGUCGAAUCUCCCUCCUCGUAACGAAGCAAAGCAAGAAGAAGAAGAGCUUAGCUCCAAGAUCAAUGUGACGGGGAAUGAUUUAAUUUAUUACCGAAGCUGCUAACUCUGUCUGUGUGUUCUUAGCUUAUCCUCCUGCAAUGGCGCUGUGCUUUCUUAGGUAGAUUUACUAGGAAUCGUUUUAAUUCAUGGAUUAGGUUGUGUUGGAAUCGAACGCUUGUAUGAUAUUGUGUGUAUGGUAUGGUGUGGUUUCGAGUCUUAAAA